Messenger RNA from Hyalella azteca, 1405 nucleotides. Its product is annotated as gamma-interferon-inducible lysosomal thiol reductase. The record is from RefSeq and is a predicted model, not a curated record. Gene Ontology annotation, molecular function: oxidoreductase activity, acting on a sulfur group of donors, disulfide as acceptor. Bases 40 to 684 code for a protein of 214 amino acids. The transcript is spliced from 5 exons. NCBI's taxonomy places the organism in Eukaryota, Metazoa, Arthropoda, Malacostraca, Amphipoda, Hyalellidae.
UGCAAGUUAGCGUCUUAGCGAUGCAUAACGCCACCAGACAUGGAAGUGAGAGGUUGGUUGUUGGUCUCGGUCUGCGCAUCUAUUUUCCUUGCCGUAGCAGGGGACUCCAGGAAUCAUGCUAAGGUCGAGGUGACGGUUUACUUCGAGACUCUGUGUCCCGACUCAAAGAUGUUUUUCCGCAGUCAGCUUCUGCCCACCUACACGGACCUCAAAGACAUCCUUGACGUCAAUUUUGUGCCCUUCGGAAAAGCACUGGCCCGCCCUCGCCUCCGUGAGGGCCGCGUGUCGUUCGAGUUCCAGUGCCAGCACGGCCAGCGUGAGUGUCAGGGCAACCGCGUGAUGAGCUGCGCGCAGAGCGUCUUGUCCAAGGAGGACCAAAUGCGCCUCUUCUCCUGCAUGAUGGCCAAGAGAGAUCCAGCAGCCGCUGGAAGAGAGUGCACGCAGGCGCUCGACAUGGAGUGGGAUCCCAUAGAGCGAUGCGCUGGGAGGAAGCUGGGGGCGGUCCUGCUCUACAUGAACGGCCGCAAGACUGCCGUGCUGCGACCAAAGCUGAACUUUGUGCCCACCGUCACCAUCAACGGGGAAUAUACAAGAGAUAAUCUACAAAAUCGCUUGGAGUCAUUAAAAGAAGCGGUGUGUGAGGCAUACACCGGAGACCACCCCAAGUGUGUGAACUUCGUUUAGCGGACCAACACGUCGCGAGUGGAGAUAUUUUGCUUCAAAAUACCAAGACUCUUCGCCGUCGUAUUUAUUCUGUUGUUUAUCACACGAUAACCCAGAGAGAACCUCAAUUUAAAAUUUUGAUUUGUUUGAAUUACGGAAAUAGAAAUUGCCAUUUCAUACUUAAGGUUUCGACAGGGAUGGUAGAGCUAUCCUAUAGCUUUAGCAGUCAUGUCUCGAUAUACAUGCGCAUCGCGAACACCGGGCAUUAAACACUGUAGAGUUAUAUCGACAGUUCCAGGCUAUUAUAAACUAAUUGAGCAGAGUUCAUUAUGAACGUUGGUCUCGAUUCUCUCUUACGUAAAUUUAAGCUACCAAUAACCGAUUCACUAACACUGUGGAAAUCGUACUUGAACCCUACACAAUAAUGGUAGUUCAUCUCACUUCUUUGAACUGCGAUACUGUGCACAGAGCAGAAAAUGUUCCCUCCUAAAAUAAUUGGAAAUUUCUUGCCAAAUAUCCUAACAGGGAAGUAUAAAAAGCUUAAGAAUUAAUUUAAAAAAAAAAACACAUUGUCAACCGUUUCAACAUUAUUCAUAUGGUUGGGGCUGGUAAGUCGAGUUUCCUCAAUAGACUAAAGAUUGAAGUGAAAGCAGGCUACAUGUUCAUCCUUCUAGGCAAGAUGAAUUGCAACACUUCUGAAGAAUGAGCUGCAAUAAAGAUAUUAAGAAAUAUAGAAUGAUAA